Molecule: messenger RNA, 2011 nt
Organism: Monopterus albus (swamp eel)
Lineage: Eukaryota; Metazoa; Chordata; Actinopteri; Synbranchiformes; Synbranchidae
Gene: hoxa10b
Product: homeobox A10b
Exons: 3
Coding region: 219-1343 (374 amino acids)
Biological process (GO): regulation of transcription by RNA polymerase II
Cellular component (GO): nucleus
Molecular function (GO): RNA polymerase II cis-regulatory region sequence-specific DNA binding; DNA-binding transcription factor activity, RNA polymerase II-specific
Source: RefSeq, a predicted model, not a curated record
CACCGGGCGGCGCUAUUGGGACCAAUGUCAUGGCCGAGGAUCCUUUCCUCUCCAAGAUUACCUCGAAUGCAAACAGCUCCAUGAUGGAUGUCGCUCCGGCUGCUACGUAGCAUCAGAGUGGGAGGGACUGCCCAUCUCCAAGCGUUUCUAUUGGUUUUACAGUCCACACGGUGGAGUGGGGGUGCCUCUAAUCAUAUCCAGCAUGUUUUGCACAAGAAAUGUCAGCCAGAAAAGGUUAUCUUCUCCCUCCGCUAAAAUACACCACAAUAAUGUCAUGUUCGGACAGCCCGUCAGGAAAUGCGUUUUUAGUGGAUUCUCUGAUCAGUGGCCGCACAGACAGUGGCGGAGGUCACUACGCGGGGAGCGCGGUGUGCGUACCUCACAGCACCGCAGAAGUGCCUUACGGACUACAUAACUAUGGAUACUUCCCAGGUAUGGGUAAGCGGACCGAGGUGGGUCCCCAAAACAUGGUCUCCGCCCCAGGCACAUACAUGUCCAGCAUGGAGAUGUGGAUGGACGCGCAAAGGUCAUGUCGAAUGGACCAAGAGCACCCGGUAGGUCCCCAGGUCGCGCCCUGCACGUUCCCUCAGAACAUUAAGGAAGAAAGCACCUACUGUCUGUAUGAGCAGCCGAAGUGCCCCAAAGCCUCCACCGCGGAAGAUCUUACAUAUUCGAGGUUAACUACAGCCGGCCUCGGGUCGAGUUCUUGUACAGUCACCGAUGGCGGCGGGGGCUCAGUGCCUGUGCCGGGCUACUUCCGCUUGUCUCAGACGCACGCACAUUCUCAUAAACUUUACAACACCAACAGCCCCCAGCCGAACCCUUCCCAUUCUCAUUUUGGCCUACACCCCACUGCUCCUGCUCGUUUCCACACACCACCAACCUCGACUCCAGCCACGGCGCAGGAAGGGAGGAACACCGAUGAGCCCGUGUCCUCGGGAAAACCAGACCAGCAGCCCCACGCUGCACCGGGAACCGAGGAGGCGCGAGAGUCCUCUGAUACAGAGGUCUCCUCAGCUGAGGAGGCGGACGAGCAGGACAAAGAGAGAUCAGCAAAGACCGCUAAAGGAGACACAAAAAGUGAAAGCACGGCCAACUGGCUGACGGCAAAAAGCGGCCGGAAGAAACGCUGUCCAUACACCAAGCACCAGACACUGGAGCUGGAGAAGGAAUUCCUCUUCAACAUGUACCUGACCCGAGAGCGCCGCCUAGAGAUCAGUAAAAGCGUCCACCUGACGGACAGACAGGUUAAAAUCUGGUUCCAGAACCGCAGGAUGAAACUUAAGAAAAUGACACGGGAAAACAGGAUCCGGGAGCUCACGUCCAACUACGGAUUUUCGUGAUAAAGGAGGUGAUCAUAUUGAAAUAGAGGAAAAUGAGUGAAAUCAAUUACACCCCAUCUCCAGCCCCCACGCCACCACACAAAGGUCCAUAUAGUGACUCAUUUCAUUGUUGUGGGGUACAACUUUCUUUUAUUUCCAGACACGCUUGAUGUUAAUGCAUCUCCCGCUGUGAGCUACUGAUAAAAAGGAAGAAUAUUCACCGUUAUUGGUUCUGUUUCAUUGCUUUCUGGUGUGUUUUUUGUAUUGUCGACCCGUUUCUGUCACCUCUGUCAAUAUGGUUGGAUAGUGUCGUCAAUGGAGUUAAAUCAAUGCAAUCUAAAUAACAGUCGUGUCCUGGAAGGUCCCCCUUUCCCCCCCCCACAUAUAAUCUCUUCCGAAAAUGAAUCAAAUAAGGACUGAUUUUAUUUUAAUUGGAAUUGCAUUGUAUACAGUUUUCGUACAUUUUCUAAAAUCAGUAUAACCCACUUUGGAAUGUGAUGCCCACGUCUGACCAAGAGAAGAAGAACUCACCUCUGACCAUUAGAUGAUUAGAUGUAGUCCACCUUGAUAUAGACCUAAUCUGUGUAUGAGCUAAAUGUAUAAACUGAAUCUUUAUUCACGCUGAGGACGUUUACAGGAAAACGGUGCGCAGAGUGAACAGGGAAUGUUUUUAUUGUAUAUUUAUGUAC